Molecule: messenger RNA, 378 nt
Organism: Homalodisca vitripennis (glassy-winged sharpshooter)
Lineage: Eukaryota; Metazoa; Arthropoda; Insecta; Hemiptera; Cicadellidae
Exons: 2
Coding region: 1-378 (125 amino acids)
Source: RefSeq, a predicted model, not a curated record
AUGGCUAUUGCACUUCCAGAGUAUGAGAGUUGCCAGAAGCCAAGAACUGCCAAAGCUAGGGAUCUGCCAGAGACCGGGACCAGGCAGAAGCCUAGGACUGCCAAAGCCAGGGAUCUGCCAGAGACCGGAACCAGGCAGAAGCCUAGGACUGCCAAAGCCAGGGAUCUACCAGAGACCGGAACCAGGCAGAAGCCUAGGACUGCCAAAGCCAGGGAUCUGCCAGAGACCGGGACCAGGCAGAAGCCUAGGACUGCCAAAGCCAGGGAUCUACCAGAAACCGGGACCAGGCAGAAGCCUAGGGCUGCCAAAGCCAGGGAUCUGCUAGAGACCGGAACCAGGCAGAAGCCUAGGACUGACAAUAGCCGGGACUUGGGUUAG